This is a messenger RNA of Dryobates pubescens (Downy woodpecker), 671 nucleotides long. RefSeq names its product translation initiation factor IF-2. Lineage: Eukaryota; Metazoa; Chordata; Aves; Piciformes; Picidae. The record is from RefSeq and is a predicted model, not a curated record. Bases 1 to 453 code for a protein of 150 amino acids. The transcript is spliced from 5 exons.
AUGUCCCGCGAGCAGGCCGUGCCCCCCAGCGCAGCGGUCACCCCGGAUCUCCCCGCCGCGGCACCCCGCUGGAGCCGCAGGGCCCGCGAGAAGCCGUGUUUGUUGCCGGGGGAGCGCGUUGGAGGGCUCCGCAGCCGCCGGGGCCAAAGCCAGGGGCGGCAGAGACCGGCGGUACAGGGAGGGGAGCGGCCAGGCUGCCGGCCGGCCGGAACUUGCUGGCUGGCGGCGCCUGUUGCACACCGGUGCGACGCGGGGUUCCGGUCCGUGACCCCAUUUCCCAGCAGCCCCCGCGCCUCGCCCUUCUCUUCCGGCCCGGUGGCAGCGGUACAACCAUGGCCAAGUCCAAGAACCACACCACGCACAACCAGUCCCGGAAAUGGCACAGAAAUGGCAUCAAGAAGCCCAGAUCCCAUAGAUACGAAUCUCUCAAAGGGGUUGAUCCCAAGUUUCUGAGGAACAUGAGAUUUGCAAAGAAACACAACAAAAAGGGGCUGAAGAAGAUGCAGGCCAACAAUGCCAAGCAGGCUGCUCAGCAGAAAAAGGACUGACGUGGUGCAAGACAGGAGCAGCAGUUUUCCUUUUGGCAUGUGUGUUACAAGGUUUUUGUAAUAAUAAAACUGGGUGUAACAAAGUCUUUGCUUCCUGGAUUUGAGGAGAAUGCUCCAGAAGCC